CGUGUGGACAAUCUUCAUCGCCUCGAUUGUCUAAUCAGUUUCUCGCCUGUCUUUUGAAAACCUGCUUCCAUACUUCGAGCGCCAGCAAUGGCCAACAAGGCACUGCUCCUAGUCUGUGUCAUUCUCCUCGCCGCGAAUUCCGCCUUGGCGCAGCGUGGUCCGCCUGGCGGAGGCCCUCCUGGCGGUCAGGGGCCGCCGCGCGGAGGCCCUGGCGGGCCUGGCGGCGGAGGACCCGGCGGACCCGGCGGACCUGGUGGUGAGCCGCGCGGUCCUCCGCUGAACCUGACGGCCGUCGGUAAUCUGACGGCGGACGUUGGCGCGCGUUUGGCUAACUGCUCCGCGGACCAGGCGGUCCUUGACGGUCGUUUCCACCUCGCCAUUUUCAAGAAUUCCACCGGCAGCUACAACCUCCUCGUCGAGGCGCUCCUGGUUGACGCCGCGGGCGGCCCGCCCGACUCCCUCGCGAUCGUGGCGGGCGCUGUCUGCGACGCCUCCGCCUCGUCCUCCGCCGUGCUCGCGCUGCCCUUCGCCGCCUCCGAUUGGCAGCAGCGCGCCGGCUGGUGGCUGCUGCACGCGGAGGCGCGCCUCGACGGGUUCCUCGAGAAUGCCGACGCGACGGCCGUCGACGCUCUCAUCACGCUCCUUCCCAACGCGUCGCUCCCGGCGCGCAGCAACGGCAGCCGCAGCGGCCGCGGCGGCAGCGCGGGGGGGGCGGGGGGGGCGCGGAGCGGGCAGGGAGGCAGGCGCAUGGGGCUGGGCGUGGGUAGGCUGCUGAUGCGCGCAUUGGCCCGGGGUCCCGCCAAGCAGGGGGGGAAGCCGCAGCAGGGAGGGCAGCAGCAGCAGGGGGGCCAGCAGCCGCCUGCAGGUGGCUUUUCAGGUGGUUUUCCAGGUGCUGGGGCGGGCAACGGAGUGAACAGCACAGUUAGCGGGUAUGCUGUGCUGGCUGGCAGCAGUGCGUCAGGUGCCAUCUGGGGCGGGCAGCUCAUGGGGGUUAAGAUCCCCGCUGCUGUUGGUGCUGCAUAAUUUGGUGGUGAUGGGAACGGCUGGGAGCAGUGGAGCGGGUGGUGUCAUCCGGAGUGUGCUGCCUGUGGCUGCAAGACGGUGGUUGUGCCUGGUAGCUGGUAGCUGUAAGACGGUGGUUGAAGUGUGAUAAUGCUGCUGAUGGUUCAGCAUUUGGUUGUGAAGGCUGCAUUGGGAGACUGCACAUAUGCAUCUUUGAAGCCCGUGGGAGGGGAAGACCUAGGCAAUCAGCACAGCUGAGUUUGCAUCAGGGGCAGGAAUGCUGGCAAGCCACCGUGAUUUGACAGCCUUCCUGCACUUGACAUCUCAUGGGAAACUCUGUGCUAUUUAGUCUGUAGGAGCGGAGAACUCUCUACUGAUUCCAGUGCAGUGCAAUUCCAUCAGGAUUUUCUGAAAGAUAGUAUUUGCCAAAGAAUGUACUGUAAGCAACAU
Molecule: messenger RNA, 1452 nt
Organism: Closterium sp. NIES-67
Lineage: Eukaryota; Viridiplantae; Streptophyta; Zygnematophyceae; Desmidiales; Closteriaceae
Source: the annotation of a GenBank genome assembly